Nyctereutes procyonoides (raccoon dog) is the source of this 936-nucleotide messenger RNA. RefSeq names its product olfactory receptor 8S1-like. Bases 1 to 936 code for a protein of 311 amino acids. Gene Ontology annotation, biological process: G protein-coupled receptor signaling pathway. NCBI's taxonomy places the organism in Eukaryota, Metazoa, Chordata, Mammalia, Carnivora, Canidae. The transcript has a single exon. The record is from RefSeq and is a predicted model, not a curated record. Gene Ontology annotation, molecular function: olfactory receptor activity; G protein-coupled receptor activity. Gene Ontology annotation, cellular component: membrane.
AUGGCCUUGAGAAACCACAGCACCAGCACUGAGUUCAUCCUCCUCGGGCUGUCUGCUGACCCCAAAGUCCAGGCUCUGCUCUUUGUGCUCUUCCUGGGGAUUUAUCUCCUGACUGUGAUGGGGAACCUGGCAAUGCUGCUGGUGAUCAGUGCUGAUUUCCACCUCCACACACCCAUGUAUUUCUUUCUGAGUAAUCUGUCCUUCCUAGACCUCUGCUUUUCUUCGGUCACUGUGCCCAAGAUGCUGGAGAACCUCCUAUCUAAAAGGAAAACCAUUUCAAUAGAAGGAUGCCUGACUCAAGCCUUCUUUGUGUUUGACGUUGGAGGAACAGAAAUUUUCCUGCUCUCUGCCAUGGCCUAUGACCGCUAUGCAGCCAUCUGCCACCCUCUGCUCUACAGCCGUAUCAUGAGCAACCAGCUGUGUGUGAGGCUGGUAUGGGCUUCAUGGAGCCUAGGUUUCCUGGAUGCAGUUAUCAACAUCCCCCUGGCUAUGAACUUGAACUUCUGUGAAGCCCAUACCAUCCCCCACUACAGCUGUGAGCUGCCCUCCCUCUUCCCUUUGUCCUGCUCUGAUGUCUCUACCAACCUCACUAUCCUGCUCUGUUCCACACUCCUGCAUGGCUUUGGUACAUUCUUCCUGAUAUUCUUCUCCUAUGCACGCAUUGUCUCCACCAUCCUGAGCAUCAGCUCCUCCUUGGGCAGAAGCAAGGCCUUCUCCACCUGCUCCUCCCACCUCACUGCAGUGAGCUUCUUCUAUGGCUCAGCUUUCCUCCGUCAUCUCAUGCCAACGUCAGGCUCACCUCUGGAGCUGAUCUUCUCCAUACAGUAUGGUGUGAUCACUCCCCUAGUGAAUCCCCUCAUUUACAGCCUGAAAAACAAAGAAGUAAAGGCAGCUCUAAGAAGAACCUUGGGAAAGUGUUUGCAAUGGCACAGGUAG